Mytilus californianus (California mussel) is the source of this 2208-nucleotide messenger RNA. RefSeq names its product E3 ubiquitin-protein ligase TRIM71-like. The transcript has a single exon. The record is from RefSeq and is a predicted model, not a curated record. Gene Ontology annotation, molecular function: protein binding; zinc ion binding. Lineage: Eukaryota; Metazoa; Mollusca; Bivalvia; Mytilida; Mytilidae. Bases 149 to 1840 code for a protein of 563 amino acids.
UUUAAAUAUUUGAAUGAUAAAAACAUUAUCUGCUAUUUACUUAAAUGUAAACUAUGACCAUGUUGCCGUUUUACCUUUGAUAGUUUUCUAACAAUGGGGAAGUAAACCUAUUUUUAAUCACUGAUAGUGAUUGGAUAUUAUACCCAAAAUGGCCUUUUCUCAGUCUAUAGGGAAAGCACAAACUCCGGCUGUAUGUCAGUUCUGUGAGAUUUCACCAGAGAUUCUGUGGAAAUGUGUUAACUGUGAGCUAUUUCUAUGUAACCUGUGCUGUUCAAAGAUACACAAUAAAAGCAAGGCUUCUAUGGAACAUGAAAUAAUAAAUAUAAAAGAUAUUGAGACAAUGGAUUUUGCCAAAACAAUGCGUAAAGUGGACCUUCAAAAUAUGCAAUGUACAAUUCAUGGUAAAGAAAAAUGCUUUGUCUAUUGUAAAGACUGCAGCGAGCCCGCUUGUUCGAAAUGCACAAUUGAGGUCCAUCAAAAACAUGAAUACAAAGCCCUUGAUGAAGUUUAUGAAGGACUUCUUGCUGACAUAAACAAAGUAGAAGACACAAUUGAAUCCAAUCUCCAGUUUUUAAAAAAAGAAAAAAAUAACCUUUUAAAAAUACUAUCAGAUGGGGAUACGAAUUUCCAAGAAACAAGAGACAUAAUUCUGAAAACUGAGAAGGAAAUGAUAGAAGCUAUUUCAAAAUUUGCUGAAGACCUUUUACAAACACUUGAAAAAAAAUGGAAGUCUUCAGAAAAUAUGAUAAAAACUGAACUUUCUGCUAUGACAAAGAAAGAGGAUGAGUUGGAAACAAGGUUGAGCAAUAUAAAUCAAGCACUUCAGUCUCAUCAUGUGGCAGACAUUUUCUCUACAAGUAAAACCUUAGAUACGUCAUCGCCAAAGUAUUCAGUUAAACAAAUUAAACAAAAAAAUUCAAAGUUUAUUCCUAGCAAUCUGCAAGAGAAUAUAGGAAGUAAAAUGUUUGGUGAUCUUUAUACAGUUCCAGACUUUGAACUUAUUGACACUUAUCAAAGUGAUGUUGAAAAUGUGCCAUGUAUACUUUUAUCUAGUGACAAUGCUGCAUUUAUAGGAAGCUAUUAUAAUAAAAAGUUACUGAAAAUAAAAAUAGAAAAUCAUGAUAUCAAAUUAGAGAAAGAAGUUAUGACAGCAACCUUUGAUAUGUCAUGGACAGGGGAUGGAGAAAUACUUGUGUCAUGUGGAGAAAAUGGCCUCAAAUUUUACACCACAUAUGUUCAGUUAAAGUCAUUUCAGUCCUUUUCUCCACUUAAAACUUUAGGAGUUCAUGUCACUAGAGAUAAUAAGAUAAUUUUAGGUUUGACAGAAUCUUCUGGAUUACCUGUAACAAAAAACAGUAUCAGAAGAAUUGUGGUUAUGGCCCUCGAUGGUAACAUACAACAUACUAUUGAAUAUGAUAGGGAAAAUAAGAGACUGCUAUCAUAUCCUUAUAGAAUCAAUACUUUGAAUGAAAAGGUAGUAGUUGUAGAUCUUAUAAACAAAGAACAUGAAGGAAGGGUAGUAAUGUUAGAUUACAGGGGACAGCUCCAUUGGACCUACAAUGGCUGUAAUAGUAUUAAUUCUGACCAAGUUAAAUUCCAUCCAAGGGAUUUGGCAAUUACCUCUACAGACAUGAUUUUAGUGUCUGAUUCUUUGAAUCAUGCUAUACAUGUUUUAAAUCCUGAUGGGGAAGUUAUUGCAUAUAAGGAUGUUAAAAGUGUAGGAAUAGAAUCACCUUGGAGUCUUAGUAUUGACAAAAAAGAUGUUUUAUGGAUUGGGUGCAAUGCAUGGGAAAGUGACAAAAACAAGAAGGGUAAAAUACAUUGUGUUAAACUAAUAUGACUUAGACGUUAAAAAUAGACCAGACUUUAAAGCACUAAAGCUAUAAAACAUAUUUGUAUUUAAUCUAUAGGGAUCAGAAUAUAAUUAAAAAGAAGGAAAGUGACUACACUUCAGCCAUAGUAUUUUAUUGUUCACUUGUGUUAAUUACUACAAUUAAAAAUCACCCACAAAUAACUUCCCCAUAAUUUUUUUAUCAUUUUAGUUAUUGGUUCACAAAAAGAAGUUUAUGGACAAAAUUAAGAAUAUGAAACAAGGGAGAUCUUGGGUAUAUAUCAUUAGGAGGUCAGACAAUGACACAACAGGAUAUUUUGAGGCCAAUAUUAUCAGUUGUCUACAAUAACUUUUCAAUUUUAAAUUUUUUAAGGUGU